Galeopterus variegatus (Sunda flying lemur) is the source of this 1035-nucleotide messenger RNA. RefSeq names its product centrosomal protein of 85 kDa-like. The coding region runs from base 94 to 1035 and encodes 313 amino acids. The record is from RefSeq and is a predicted model, not a curated record. The transcript has 5 exons. NCBI's taxonomy places the organism in Eukaryota, Metazoa, Chordata, Mammalia, Dermoptera, Cynocephalidae. Gene Ontology annotation, cellular component: centrosome.
CCCGCGGUAGACGUGGUGGCCGCAGUCCGUGUCCCUGAGUGAGGGAUUUCACCGCCCACUUUCAGGCCCUCUUGGCUGAAAUAACUGGUGGCCAUGCAGGAGAAAUACCCAAGUGAGAGAAUCUCUCACAACACUUCACCAGGUUCCAGUGUGAUUCAGAAGGGCAGUUCUCUGGGGACUGAAUGGCAGACACCAGUUAUCUCAGAGGCCUAUCGAAGCCGCUUCAGCCGCUGUUCAAGUGUAGCUGACAGUGGGGACACAGCCAUUGGGACAUCGUGCUCAGACAUUGCAGAGGAUUUUUGCAGCUCAAGUGGCAGCCCUUCUUUCCAGCCCAUCAAAAGCCACGUAACCAUUCCAACAGCCCAUGUGAUGCCUUCUACUUUAGGGACCUCUCCUGCCAAGCCAAAUUCUAUACCUGCUGGACCUUCUUCAUCCAAACUCCCUUUGUCAGUGUUGGCUGAAAGUGUGGGGAUGACAAGAAAUGGAGACCUCAGUGCGAUGAAACGUUCUCCAGGCCUGUCUAGAGAUCUUAUGUAUCUCUGUGGUACUACUGGAGAAAAUGGAAUUGAGCAGUCCUGGUUUCCAGCAGUAGGCCAUGAAAGAGAGGAAGAAAUGAGGAAGUUUGAUAUUCCUAAUAUGGAAUGUACCCUGAAUCAUUCGGCAAUGAUGGAGACUCUUUAUUCAGAUCCCCACUAUCGAGUCCACUUCCACAAUCCAAGAACUGACACAAACAAGGAGUUGUACAAAGUGUUGCCUGAGGCCAAGAAGGCACCAGGCAGUGGGGCAGUAUUUGAGCGGAAUGGACCACACCCUAGCAGUUUCCCUUUGGGACUCCAGCCUGCUCCUGGUCUUUCCAAGCCUCUACCCUCUCAGGUGUGGCAGCCGAGUCCUGACCCUUGGCAUCCCCAUGAGCAAUCUUGUGAACUCAGCACUUGUCGGCAGCAGCUGGAAUUAAUCCGUUUACAGAUGGAGCAAAUGCAGCUAGAAAUACAGAUCCUGUUCAUUGACAGAGUAUCCCUGGAGACUCUAGUUUAA